Messenger RNA from Musa acuminata AAA Group (dessert banana), 525 nucleotides. Its product is annotated as cocosin 1-like. Gene Ontology annotation, molecular function: nutrient reservoir activity. NCBI's taxonomy places the organism in Eukaryota, Viridiplantae, Streptophyta, Magnoliopsida, Zingiberales, Musaceae. The coding region runs from base 1 to 525 and encodes 174 amino acids. The transcript is spliced from 2 exons. The record is from RefSeq and is a predicted model, not a curated record.
AUGGAUCACCACUUGCGUGCUGACUACUUCAAUCCGCGCGCUGGAAGGAUCACCACCCUCAACAGCCAGAAGCUCCCCAUUCUAAGAUUCGUCCAAAUGAGUGCUGUAAGGGGACUCCUCCGCCCGAAUGCCAUCAGAUCACCGCACUGGAAUGUCAACGCUCACAGCAUCGUGUACGCCUUGAGGGGAUGCAGUCGGGUGCAAGUGGUGGGACAUCGUGGUCAGACCGUAUUCGUUGGAGAGCUCCGUCAGGGUCAACUACUAGUCGUUCCACAGUACUUUGCUAUGAUGUUCCAAGCGCAACGCGAGAGCUUCGAAUGGGUCUCCAUCAAGACCAACGACAAUGCCAUGGUCAACCAUUUGGUGGGGAAGACAUCGGCUUUCCGUGGCAUGCCGGUGGAGGUGCUGAUGAACUCGUAUUGCAUCUCUAGAGAGGAGGCCAUGCGGCUAAAGUUUAACCGUGGAAAUGAAUUGGCCCUCUUCACUACUAAGAUCGAGAGGGAAGCGAUCAGAACUUCGGCGUAA